This is a messenger RNA of Cricetulus griseus (Chinese hamster), 956 nucleotides long. The record is from RefSeq and is a predicted model, not a curated record. Lineage: Eukaryota; Metazoa; Chordata; Mammalia; Rodentia; Cricetidae.
AUGGAGGCGAACCCGGCGGCCAGUGGGACCGACGGCGUCCGCGAGCGGGGAGGCCCGUCCGGAGCUGGCGGGAGGGAGCAGAACCGAGAGGAGCGGCCUCAGUGCGGGACGAACGGGCUCCCGAAACACUCCUACUGGCUGGAUCUCUGGCUCUUCCUCCUGUUCGACCUGGUGUUGUUCAUCUUCGUGUACCUCUUGCCCUGACUGCUUUGCCGAGACAUCAAGAAUGUGCUUUUCUGGAGUGAAUCCUGAAUACAGACUUACUGAAUGAAGAGGAUUUCCAGCAGCUGAAUUUCAGACCUCUAACCUUGUUCCAAGCCUGUUUUUAAUGCUUGAAUUAAUGAUUGUAGCUAAAUGAUACAUAUAUAAUAUAUAUUUUUAAUAAUGCCUAUAACUUAAGUACUUAAGGGAAAUUCAUGUGGAAUUUACUCAUCCUACAGCAACCAGGCCCCUCCCUAUUAACCAGGCAUCAUUUUAGACACAGUGGUCAGCCACAACAACAACAAAAAAUUCCUCUGUGAAGCUUACUUUCUUGAAUAUUGUUGUUUUAAAAAUAUGCUAUUUUAAAAUGCUUAUUGUCUAUGGUUAGGUAGGUAGCAUUUAUUCAGAAAGGCCAUAGUCCCAAAGUAGCCACUGUAAGUACUUUGGAAACUGUUCCUUUUUGUCCUAAGACUUGGGUAAUUAGAAAUUGGUUACAGUGCUAUUCAGUGUAUGAAAACUGCCUAAGAUAUUUGGGGGGUGGGGUGCGCUUCUAUCUAUAAUUAAGUCAUAAUAUUUGGUAAACUGUUAACUGUUAGUCUUCAAGAUAUUGUUGCAUUUGCCUGGAUAACUUUUUGUAAUAGAAGCAUCUGUAUUAGAACACAGAAUGGCACUGAGUUUACCAGACUGUGUGACCCGAUUUGUACCACAAACUAACUUUCUCUAAUAAAUGUUUAGUUCUGUCUGAACUGAAUUUA